GGCCAGCCAACCUCAUCAACAAACAACCUCUGCGCAAGGAUGUCGACGAGCCGUGUCUUGGAUGUGCUCUUGGACCACGGGCUGUACCUGCUCAUCAACGCCUUCAACGACGGCCUCGCCUUCAAGCACUGGCGCAGCGCCGACCACGCGGCGUACAACGGCCAUCUCUACAUCCUCCAGACGCGCAUGCAGGAAGGGCUCGAGCUCGCGUGCACGACGAAUGCGAUGGAUUGGGCUGCGUGCAAUGGUCACAUGGAGCUGCUCAAGUGGCUUCACAACAACCACGACCGCGGCUGUACGUACCGCGCGAUGGACUGGGCCGCCAACCACGGUCGCCUCGAGAUCGUCCAGUGGCUCCAUGAACAGCGCGACGAGGGCUGCAGUCCGAGUGCCAUCGACAACGCCGCGUCCGGUGGUCACCUAGAGACGGUCGCGUGGCUCCUCGCGAACCGAAGUGAAGGCUGCACGAUCCAUGCGAUGGAUAGUGCGGCGCGCCACGGGCAGUUGGCCAUGCUCGAGUACCUCCAUCAACACACGGAGAACGGGUGGACCGACAUGGCAAUGAACUGGGCCGCCGAGUACGGCCACCUUCCUGUCGUGCAAUGGCUUCAUAUGCACGCACCCGAGAACAAGUUGCGCCUCGCGUCUGCCGCCGCGUCUGCCGCCGCCUCCGAGAAGACCAAGGUGCUCGACGACCUCUUUGGCGGCGACGAAGAGUACGAGCCCUUUGACGAUGCCUUUGUCACUGACAUGCCGCAAAUCCCCGACCUCGAAUUCAUUGACGAAGAGUCGUUUGACCGCUCCCACCUUGAAAACGACGUGCUCGAGUCCGACUUGGAGCUGCGGCCGCUCGACCUCGCCGCGUCCCACGGCCACCUGGACGUGGUCGUGUGGCUGUCCGAGAUGGGGUAUCCGUGCACGACGUACGCCAUGGAUAAGGCCAUCGGCAACGGUCAUUUUGACGUCUUCCAGUGGCUCGAGGCCCACCGCUCCGAGGGCUGCACGACGUGGGCGAUGGACUUGGCCGCCGAGGCGGGUCGUCUCGAGCUCGUCGAGUACCUCCAAAGGCACCGUCGCGAAGGCUGCAGCUCCGACGCCAUGGACCACGCCGCGCGUCGCGGUCACUUGGACGUUGUCCAAUUUUUGCACUUUGAGCGCGCCGAAGGCUGCACAACGCUCGCGAUUGACGGUGCGGCGGAGAAUGGCCACUUGGAUGUGGUGCAGUUUCUACAUACGCACCGGACCGAAGGGUGCUCGACCGAGGCCACCGACAAGGCAGCGGCCAACGGACACUUGGACGUGGUCCACUGGCUCCACUUUCACAUGGGCGCGCCGUGCACGACGUAUGCAAUGGACGCGGCGGCAGAGCAAGGCCAUUUGGCCGUGGUGCGCUGGCUGCAUGAAAACCGACCGGAAGGCUGUACGACGGAAGCGAUGGACUCGGCGGCGAUGAAAGGUCAUUUGGAGGUCGUUCAAUGGCUCCACGAACAGCGGCACGAGGGCUGCACGACCCACGCCAUGGACGGUGCCGCUGAAAACGGCCAUCUCGAGGUCGUGGAGUGGCUGCACUGGAAUCGCAUCGAAGGCUGUACAACCAACGCCAUGGACAAGGCCGCGCGCAACGGCCACUUGGAAGUGGUUCAGUUCCUGCACGCGCAUCGCAGCGAAGGGUGUACGCACCAUGCGAUUGACCGCGCCGCCGGCAACGGGUACCUCGCGACGUGCAUGUGGCUCGUCGAGAACCGCAGCGAAGGCUUCACCGAAGCCGCGCUUGAGCAAGCCGACGAGUACGGCUACGGCAACGUCGUGCAGUACCUCUUGUCGCUCGACGAUCAUGCCGACGACGACGAGAGUGGAGACGAAUAGAGAUACAUGCGCAGUGACAUUCAAUAUAGCGAAAAGCAACGUCUUAAUA
Saprolegnia diclina VS20 is the source of this 1915-nucleotide messenger RNA. RefSeq lists its product as hypothetical. Lineage: Eukaryota; Oomycota; Saprolegniomycetes; Saprolegniales; Saprolegniaceae. The record is from RefSeq and is a predicted model, not a curated record. Gene Ontology annotation, molecular function: protein binding. The transcript has 4 exons. The coding region runs from base 40 to 1866 and encodes 608 amino acids.